GAUGGGAAAGCCCAGGGUGGUGGCCGUGGCGGGAGGGUCGGAGCCAUGGCGGCCAGGACGGCGGGUGGGGGGCGCUGGGAGGUAGUGAAGAAGGGGCGGCGGCCUGGGGCCGGCGGCAGUGGUAAAGGCGGCGGAGGGGACCGCCGGGCGCUCGGGGAGGCGAAUGGAGUGUGGAAGUACGACUUGACCCGCCCCCUUUCUCUGCCUGUCAUCACCCCAGCUCCAAUCCAGACGACAAGCACUCUGUACGAGCGGGGCUUUGAGAAAAUCAUGAAGCGGCAGAAUAAGGAGCAGGUUCCACCCCCUGCUGUGGAGCCUAAAAAACCGGGAAACAAGAAACAGACUAAGAAGGUAGCGACCCUCGCCAACCAGAACCAGAAGCAAGGCCGCUUUCGCAGCCUGGAGGAGGCACUGAAAGCUCUGGACAUGGCAGCUCUGCAGAGGGAACUGGACAAGAGCCAGAGCGUGUUCUCUGGGAACCCAUCCGUGUGGCUGAAGGACCUGGCCAGCUAUCUCAACUACAAGCUCCAAGUACCUCCAAGUGAACCCACACUAAGCCAGCAUACUCACGAUUAUCCCUACAGCUUGGUGAGCCGGGAGCUGCGUGGGAUCAUCCGAGGGCUACUGGCGAAGGCAGCAGGGUGCCUGGAGCUCUUUUUUGACCACUGUCUGUUCACCAUGCUACAGGAACUGGAUAAGACACCAGGGGAGUCACUACAUGGUUACCGCAUCUGUAUCCAGGCCAUUCUGCAAGACAAACCCAAGAUUGCCACCACGAACCUGGGCAAGUUCCUGGAACUGCUGAGGUCCCACCAGAGCCGACCAGCGAAGUGUCUGACCAUCAUGUGGGCCCUGGGUCAAGCAGGUUUUGCGAACCUCACCGAGGGACUGAAAGUGUGGCUGGGGAUCAUGCUGCCUGUGCUGGGCAUCAAGUCUCUGUCUCCUUUCGCCAUUGCCUACCUAGAUCGGCUGCUCCUGAUGCACCCCAACCUCACCAAGGGCUUUGGCAUGAUUGGCCCCAAGGACUUCUUCCCACUUCUGGACUUUGCCUAUAUGCCCAACAACUCCCUGACUCCCAGCCUGCAGGAGCAGCUGUGUCAGCUCUACCCACGGCUCAAGGUGCUGGCAUUUGGAGCAAAGCCAGAAUCCACCCUGCAUACCUACUUCCCCUCCUUCCUGUCCAGAGCCACUCCCAGCUGCCCUCCAGAGAUGAAAAAAGAGCUCCUGAGCAGCCUGACUGAGUGCCUGACGGUGGACCCACUCAGCACCAGCGUCUGGAGGCAGCUGUACCCCAAACAUCUGUCACAGUCCAGUCUGCUGCUGGAGCACUUGCUCAGGUCCUGGGAGCAGAUUCCCAAGAAGACGCAGAAGUCUUUGCAAGAAACCAUUCAGUCCUUCAAGCUUACCAACCAGGAGCUGCUAAGGAAGGGCAGCUGCAGCAACCAGGAGGUCACCACCUGUGACGUGGCCUGCAAGAGGCUGUUGCAGCAGGCGCGGGGCUUCCGGCUGCCCUGGACACGGCUACUCCUGUUGGUGCUGGUCUUUGCCAUAGGUUUCCUGUGCCACGACUUCCGGUCACACGGCUCUUUCCAAGCCUCCCUUUCUGGCCGGUUGCUUCACUCAUCUGGUUUUUUGCCUGCUGGCCAACAAGCGUGUAUGAGGAUCUACUCCUACAGCCUGCAAGGCUACAGCUGGCUAGAGGAGACAUUGCCAGCCUGGGGCUCCCAUCUGCUGACCAUGGUGAGGCCCAGCUUACAGCUGGCCUGGACCCACACCAAUGCCACAGUCAGCUUCCUUUCUGCCCACUGUGCCUCCCACCUUGCCUGGUUUGGUGACAGCCUCACCAGCCUCUCCCAGAGGCUACAGAUCCAGUUCCCCGAUGCCCUGAACCAGCUGCUCCAUUCUCUGAGGGAGCUGCUCCUGUUUCUUUACCAGAAUGUCCUGCUGCCCAUGUGGCACAUGCUGCUUGAGGCCUUGUCCCGGGUGCAGGAGCACUGCCACAAGGCAUGCAGAGGUGAGGUGACCUGGGACUGCCUGAAGACACAGCUCAGUGAGGCUGUCCACUGGACCUGGCUUUGCUUACAGGACAUUACAGUGGCUUUCUUGGACUGGGCACUUACCAUGAUCUCCCAGCAGUAGGCCCUGCUCCCCGUUUAGAACAGACCAUCUGAGACUGCUGCGGGAUAGCAGGUGGCAGUUCUGCAUGGUAGUCUUUGUUACUUGGUGCCUAAGUUCUCUCUCCUAGGCAAGUGGCUGGCUGCCUCUGCCUCAGUUCUUCCAUCUUUGGUGGCAACUGAGCCCAGAAGUAGCUCAGCCUCCUACCCAUGAUUCCGCUGACCACUUCUCUGCCCGAUUGCACAUAGCUCCCAGCCUCUGACCUUGGGCUGGUGGCCUCUCUCGUCUCCUCUCUUGUCUCCUGCUCUCCACUUCCCUCUCUCUUAUUCCUGAAGCCUCAAACAGCUUGUUUCCAAAAAUGUGAGACUCCAGCAAGUGGCUUCUGCUUUCUUCUGACAAAUGAGUCCUACUCCCAGACCUUAGCCACAGCAGGAAAAAGAAAGGGACCUCCAGAAGAAUACAGCACCACAGUGGGCAGUAGGAGCUUCACUUCUGCCCACAGCCUGGGUGUGGCUGUCAGUGGACAUGGAGGCCUGGGUGGAAAAUGCUCAUCUUAGGUCCUUCAAGGCCCUUCAAUGCCUCUUCCAUCGUAUCCCUUCCACUUCCUCACUCUCCAUUCCCCUUCAGUGCCGAGAGUCUCUGUCUCAGUAUUCAGCCUCUCUCCGCUGCCCACCACCACUGUCUUUAUGGAGAGCAGAGCCCAGGUAGUCAUGUGCCUUGGGCCCAGGGAACCUUGCAACAGCCUGUUGAGACAGGAUGCAGCAUGUGGCUCAUGGGUAUGUCUACUUGGUGGAAUAAAGGACACAUUUGAUUUCUA
This is a messenger RNA of Camelus dromedarius (Arabian camel), 2932 nucleotides long. It is a transcript of the gene TMEM214, whose product is annotated as transmembrane protein 214. The coding region runs from base 46 to 2139 and encodes 697 amino acids. NCBI's taxonomy places the organism in Eukaryota, Metazoa, Chordata, Mammalia, Artiodactyla, Camelidae. The record is from RefSeq and is a predicted model, not a curated record. Gene Ontology annotation, cellular component: endoplasmic reticulum; Golgi apparatus. The transcript is spliced from 17 exons.